Molecule: messenger RNA, 1330 nt
Organism: Drosophila rhopaloa
Lineage: Eukaryota; Metazoa; Arthropoda; Insecta; Diptera; Drosophilidae
Exons: 3
Coding region: 37-1230 (397 amino acids)
Cellular component (GO): extracellular region
Molecular function (GO): chitin binding
Source: RefSeq, a predicted model, not a curated record
GUUGAGCAACAUUACCGCGAAGAGUUUCGAAAAAACAUGCAGAGGAUAAUCGCAAUUGUGGCCAUUGUGGCAUUGGGAGUAUCUUUCGCGUCGGCCCAAAGUUGUCAAACGUGUUUGUCGGAUAACGAUGUGUACUGCCACAAUCAGACCUCAUAUCAGAAUUGCAUGAAAAAUGCUCCAGUUGGAAGUGUGGUGCAGUGUCCCAAUGGCACGGUUUGUUCCAAUUCCGACGAGGUCUGUGUGAGCAGCUCUCAGUUGACCUCAACCAUCCUGGACGUGUGUGGAACCUCUGGCUCAAACGGCGCCAUGUGCGAAGUGUGUUCUACUAACGCCAAAUACGCCUGUGUGAGCAACUCUUCCUAUGCCCGUUGCUCAUCAAGCGGAGAUCUACUCACUUCCAAUGUGUACAGCUGUGGUACCGAUGAGAUUUGUGUUAUCCAGGCACUUUCUAUUUAUGAUACCCUCUGUGUGCCUGCCUGCGCCGCCGAAUUUGUGGACAUUUCCGCCACUUGCAGCAAUUCUGUGUACGAGCCCAUCACCACGACAGCUGCUCCGGCUACAACGCCCAGUGCUGAGGAAAAACAGCAGGCUUGCAGUGUUGGCGAGGCCAGUUCCAGUGCCUCUUACUUUUUCGUAAGGAACACGGACGACUCCACGUGCAACAGUUACCUAUAUUGCCAGAAAUCUGGUACCGACUGGGUGGCCCUCUUCAUGACUUGUGGCUCCUCGAAGCCGUUCUUUGACACGACCACCAGCAAAUGUGUGGAGACCAAGCCUGCCAGCUGCUCGGUAACAACAACCACAACCACCACAACAACGUCUUCUACAAGUGAUUCUUCGACUGUUUCUUCCUCAAGUGAUUCUACGACUGUUUCUUCUACGGACGCUUCUACUACGCCUGCUCCAUCCGUAACUGAUUCUACCACUACUACUUCUGAUUCUACCAGUAGUGAUUCUACCACGGAUGCAUCUACCACAACAACAUCUACUACGUCUGCUCCAUCCGAGACUGAUUCUACUACUACUACGACCGCAACUGAUUCCACCAGUAGUGAUUCCACUGAUGCAUCUACCACAACAACCUCAACUACGUCUGAUUCCACCACUACUACGUCUGAUCCGUCCGCAACUGAUUCUACCAGUAGUGAUUCUUCCACGGAUGCAUCUACUACGACUGCUGAAUCCGAGACUGAUUCUACCACUACAACUGCUACAGAAUCCUCCGGAUAAAUCUCCAAUAAAUACAGAACAGGUUUUCUCAAAGUUUUUAAAGUAUUAGAUUUGUAAACAAUCUUUAAUAAUCAUUAAAUAAAACUGAAAUAAUAAUUAC